AUUAAAUUAAAAUCAUCAUUAUCAUUAAAUUUUCUGUCUAUUGAAAUGUAACUAAACAUCACUACAAACAUCAAUAACAACAAAAUGUCAAAACUUUUAGUCAACUUAUUUAUGUUGAAGACCCGGCUUAUUGUCAACACAUAUACGGUGACAACACUGCCCCUGUAUUACGCCAUACAGAAGCCGUGGCGCACACUGAAAGAGGCCAAUCAGGUGAAGACGAAAAAGUUUGUCACCAAAAAUGGAGAGUUGGUUUGGGAGCGCAACCAUCCCAGUCCUGAACACGAGUUUCUUAAGUAUAGUUCCUAUGCCGAAGUACUCAAACAUAUGCCCGACCAGUACUCCGACGACCGUAUUGUCUUAGGAAAGAGAGAUGUUAUCAAAGAGACAGUUGAAAUGGAUGAAAAUGGUAAUAUUGUCAAAGUUGAUGGCAAAGUGUUACGAAAGUUUGUUUUGAGUGAUAGUUAUAAGUGGAUGACAUUGAAAGAGAUGAUGCAAAGGGUGGACAAUAUAGCCAAAGGUUUAGUCAAAUUUGGUGUCAAAAAAGGUGAUAAAGUGGUCAUUUGGGCCGACACUCGGCUCGAGUGGUCGCUAUGCAGUCUGGCGAUCAUGAAAAUCAAUGCCACAUUAACCACACUUUUCUCAAAUCUGGGAACUCCUGGUCUAAUCUAUGGUAUCAAUCAAACAGAGGCCACAACGAUAAUCACAACAAUUGAUUUAUUACCCAAAUUGAAAAGUUUUUUAAAAGAUGUGCCUAAUGUCAAGUCAAUCAUUUAUAUCAAAAAUCCAAAAGAUGUUUUUAAUGAAGAAUUUCCUGAAGACAUUGCUAUCAAAUCUGUCGAACAAUUGGAAGAAUUGGGAGCAGAGAAUAAAAAUGUCAUUUCAUUUGAUUUACCAAAAAAUCCCGACGAAAUUGCGGUCAUAAUGUACACAUCGGGAACCACUGGCAAUCCGAAAGCGGUUUGCAUAUCACAUCGACAAUUGAUGGCCAGUUUGAAAGCAUUGGUGAGCAAUACCACAGAACAGAUGGCUCGCGAUGCCGAUCGACACGUCUACAUGUCGUACCUGCCAUUAGCACAUAUAUUAGGAUUUACUUUUGAAAUGUUUUUACUAUUCGGUGGAGUGAGAAUAGGAUACAGUUCCCCGUUUACGUUAACUGACUCAUCUCCCGGUCACGUUAGUGGCCAAGUGGGAGACGCCCGGCUUCUUAAGCCGUCAUCCAUGACAGCCGUACCAUUAGUUUUAGACAGAAUCUACAAAGAAAUUUAUGACAAAUUAAAUGCCAGAACACCGAUAUCGGCGCCGCUCUUCACAUAUCUAAUGGAAUAUAAGAUCCGAUGGAAGACUAGAGGUUAUGACACACCGAUUAUCAAUAGAUUGUUCUGUAAAAAGGUCAGCGAAGCGGUUGGCGGACAACUCGAGUAUAUUAUGGUCGGCGGCGCCGCUCUAAACCCGAGAACUCAGUCCAUACUGAAGGCUGCUUUCAAUAUGAAACAAGUAGUACAAGGUUAUGGCGCCACAGAAACAUGUGGUGGUGUAAUGGGAAUGUAUAUCGACGAUCUGACCUACAAUAGGAUAGGCAUACCGUUUGAAGGGGCAAAAAUCAAAUUAGUCGAUUGGAAAGAAGGCGGUUAUCUGACUGGUGAUCAACCGAAUCCAAGAGGAGAAAUUGUUGUCGGCAGUGAUAUCGUAGCACUGGGCUAUUACAAAGCACCGGAGCUGACAGCCGAGGCAUUUGUUACCGAUAGCGAUGGUGUCCGCUGGUUCUAUACGGGAGACAUCGCUGAAGUGUUUCCCAACGGUUCCUUUCAGAUCAUCGACAGAAAGAAAGAUUUGGCAAAACUAUCGAAUGGAGAGUUUAUAUCGUUGGGAAAGAUUGAAGCAUUACUCAAGUCAUGCAGUUUAGUGGAGAAUGUCUGUGCGGUGGCCAACAGUGACCGCAAUUGUGUCAUAGCAUUAGUCACACCUAACCAGAAGGCACUCAUCAAUUUAGGUAAACAACUGGACAAACCCAGAACUUAUACCAGGGAUCAGCUGUGCAACGAUUCUGACGUUUGUGAUAAAACACUUGAAAGUAUCCAAACAACUGCUCAACUCAGUGGUCUGAAGCGCAUCGAAACGCCCAUCAAAGUCAAGUUGUGUCCCGAAGAGUGGACUGUCGAUAAUAAUCUCAUAACUGCUGCCUUCAAACUCAAGAGGAAUGUUGUUAUGACAUACUAUAAGAAAGAAAUUAAUGAAAUGUUUGAUUCGCUUAAAUGA
Oppia nitens is the source of this 2259-nucleotide messenger RNA. RefSeq names its product long-chain-fatty-acid--CoA ligase 4-like. Lineage: Eukaryota; Metazoa; Arthropoda; Arachnida; Sarcoptiformes; Oppiidae. Gene Ontology annotation, biological process: long-chain fatty-acyl-CoA metabolic process; long-chain fatty acid metabolic process; neuron differentiation. Gene Ontology annotation, cellular component: lipid droplet; endoplasmic reticulum; plasma membrane. The transcript has 7 exons. The record is from RefSeq and is a predicted model, not a curated record. The coding region runs from base 85 to 2259 and encodes 724 amino acids. Gene Ontology annotation, molecular function: palmitoyl-CoA ligase activity.